UAAAAAUUUGCUUGCGGUCAACAAGAACGCAACUGUCUUUGUAUCUUAGCAAAGAGACGCAAUCAAUUUGUAUAUUUUAUAUUCGCAAAUAUGUUGUCCUCGUAUAUAUUAACAAAAUGCAAUAUAAGACCUUCAAAUGGAGCAUUGGUUCAGUGGUUGAAUGUUACUGUAAGAUUGUGUUCAUCAUCAUCAUCAUCAUCAUCCUCCUCGGACUCGUCAGAUUCUGAUUCUGAUUCGGAAAAAACAAUACCAAAGAAGACACACGUUGAAAGUUCUCAAAAUACAUCUGCACCGACUAAACCUAGUGAGAAGACAGAAAAAGUAGUACAGGAACAAAAAAACGCAACUACAGAAGCAACAAAAAAGCCAGCAGCUGAUUUAAACGAGUAUUUAAACAACAUGAUGAAGGCAAGAAAACUAGAAAAAACCAUUGAUGUUGCUAUAAAACCUAAGAGCAAAAAAUUGUUAAACAAAUUGAAAUCGUUACCUUAUGAAAAACAGGUAGAAAAGGCAGCAGAAGAUGUGGCCGAUACAUUAGGCGGAGAUAAAACAAAAACAACGUCUGAUUUGCUUGAGAAAGUUCUCGCAUCCAGAGUAGAAACACUGAAAGUAGAACAAUCGAAAAAGAUUAGCAACUUAGAAAGGGAAAAAAACCGACAGAAAGAGUCGGAAUUAAAAAGAGAAGAAUCACAAUUUGAGAGGAAAAAAUCUGUAAUAUACAAUCUUCUUGAAGAAUAUAAAAACCGAGACACUAGCGCGUCAAAAAAGAUAUCGAAAAAGUUUGAAGAAUUUUCACCCAGAUUAUUGAAGCAAGAUAUUGAUAUAUGGAAUGGGGAGCCCAGUCGAGAGUUUGACAACAUGAGUCCCACUCCGUCGAAUAUACCGGAAUUGAAAACGUGGAGAGAAUUGGAACAAAGGGAGCUGAAGGCAAUGACAACGUAUCCGCCAGCCAACAUCUUUCAAGAAAUGAUUCUGUGGACGGAGCAAGGAAAAUUGUGGAAAUUUCCUAUCGACAAUGAGCAAGGAAUGGAAGAAGAGAAGAACGUUCAUUUCUCGGAACACGUUUUCAUGGAACGUCAUCUGAAAGAUUGGUGUCCCAAGUCGGGACCGGUGCGCCACUUCAUGGAACUGGUGUGCAUCGGCCUUUCCAAAAAUCCGUACAUGACGGUUCAAGAGAAAGUCAAUCACAUUAUGUGGUACAAAGAAUACUUUGAAUCGAAACGAGAUCUGUUGAAGGAGAUUGGAGCGAUUGGGGAGUCGGUUUCGAAAAAAGCGCCCGAGAUUCAAGAAGCUUAAAGUUAAUAUAGUUUUAGACAUUUGUGCUCUAUAAUUUCUAUGUAUUCCACUAUAAAUAAAAAAUAUCCAAACUAAAUUAAAUUCUGCGAUCUCUUAGGGUCAAAGCGCAUACUUUUGCAUAACGCACAAAGGCCUGUCCACGUAAGACGCGGAUUGGUUUAUUUACA
This is a messenger RNA of Pseudomyrmex gracilis, 1463 nucleotides long. It is a transcript of the gene mRpS31, whose product is annotated as 28S ribosomal protein S31, mitochondrial. The record is from RefSeq and is a predicted model, not a curated record. The transcript is spliced from 9 exons. Gene Ontology annotation, molecular function: structural constituent of ribosome. NCBI's taxonomy places the organism in Eukaryota, Metazoa, Arthropoda, Insecta, Hymenoptera, Formicidae. Gene Ontology annotation, cellular component: mitochondrial small ribosomal subunit. The coding region runs from base 91 to 1296 and encodes 401 amino acids.